CACCCGCUGUUCCCACCCCUUCCGUCGUACGGGCCGCCGUCGCCGCUUUUCAGUCUGCAGUGUUUGGUGAUUCGGUCGGUUUCGUUUGUGUUGUCGCUGGCGUUUUUGGGUGCGGUUGUUUUGGGAGCUAUUAUUGGGAGUGUGAGGACUUGGUUGGUAAAUGCUUUGGGUGGUCGUGCGAAUACGGAGAGGAAAUUCGAUGCGGAGGAGCGAGCACGUGCAGCGGAGAGAAGAAAAGAAGCAGGGAAAUGGAAGCGUCGACAAGGGAAGAAGCAUGUUGAUGAUGAAGAAGCCCCCGAUGAGUGUCCCCCGUUGGAAGGCGGGAAGGACCCGAUUGUGUGCGACGUUGGCUACUACGCAAGGCGAGUCGGGCUGGACGUGGAGACGGUGAAGGUGCAGACGGAAGAUGGGUUUGUGAUUACUUUGUGGCACGUUUAUAACCCGCAGGAGUACACGCCUUUGACUGUUGAAGAGAGACGCCAUCGCGGACCGCAUGUGUUUUCCGGUCAAGGGAGAGGGAAGUCGUUUCCAUCUUCCAAUCGUCGAUACCCGGUUCUUCUUGUUCAUGGGCUGUUGCAGAGCGCUGGCGCUUACUGCACCAACGACGAUGACAGUUUUGCUUUCUAUCUUUGCAAGUCUGGGUAUGAUGUGUGGCUGGGGAACAACCGCUGCGGGCUGCACCCAGAGCACACCACGCUGUCGACGUCUGACCCGCGCAUGUGGUCGUGGGAUAUCCGACACCUGGGCGUGCUGGAUCUGACGGCUCUCGUGUCCCGCGUGCUGUAUGAAACCGGCUUCGAGAAGCUGGGUCUGGUGUGUCAUUCGCAAGGUACCACAGAAACCUUGGUGGCACUCUCUAAAGACCAGCGACCGGAGCUUGGAGAACGAAUCUCGGUCUUUUGUGCACUUGCCCCUGCCGCGUACGCCGGCCCACUAGUGGAGAGGAGUUACUUCCGCUUUAUGAGCAAGAUUCCAUCCUCUGCGUUCCGCGCAGUGUUUGGUAUCCACGCCUUCAUCCCUUUCAUGAUGACCAUGCACAAGGCCCUGCAUCCCCGCAUCUACGGCACAUUGGGGUACUACGUGUUUUCAUAUCUGUUUCGCUGGAGCGACACCCGCUGGGAUCGGGGCCUCCGCGACCGAAUGUUCCAGUUUGCCCCGGUGUAUGUGAGCAGCGAGAUGAUGCGGUGGUGGCUGGGGCGCGGGUGCUUUGCUACCCAGAAAUGCAUCCUCGCCACCCAAGAGACGACUCUUCGCGAGGCAGAGGAAGAUCGCCGUCUGGAAAACGAGGUGGGCAGUGUCAGCGCACGAGACGAAGAGUCUGCCUGGUAUGGGCCGCAAGUUCCGCCAUUUGCCCUGUGGAUCGCCGGGUCAGAUGAGCUGGUCGAUGGACGGCAGCUGCUCCGGCGAUUGGAGAAUGGGCGCGAGCCUCAUGUGCAGGUGGUACAUGCAAAGGUUAUUGAGGAGUACGAGCACCUGGACGUCCUUUGGGCGAUGGACGCGAUAGACCAAGUGGGGAAGGAAGUGAGGCAGGUACUGUGGCGGACAAUGCCGGACGACGCAAAAGCCGUAUGCCGAGUGCCUCUGGGA
Molecule: messenger RNA, 1587 nt
Organism: Aspergillus wentii DTO 134E9
Lineage: Eukaryota; Fungi; Ascomycota; Eurotiomycetes; Eurotiales; Aspergillaceae
Product: putative ab-hydrolase associated lipase
Exons: 1
Biological process (GO): lipid metabolic process
Source: RefSeq, a predicted model, not a curated record